AUGACUCGGCCUUUCCAGAUCCCUCAGUUGCAUGGCGUUAGUCGAAACGUACAUCUGUUCGACGGGAACGGCGGCUACCAAAAUGACCCUCCCCAGUUGACCUCGGCACUCUUAUGCGCCAUGUGCGAUCACUUCCUGGGAUUCGAGUUCCCCCGGACUCGGUGGUAUCUGUUUGCAUUGGGCAAUAACAACACGGUUGUGGAGCGUGUUGCCCGCAACAGCGUGUACAUUCGACCUGGAAAAUACGCCGUACUGGGCAGAUAUUAUCCUCUCGAUGUCUGGGUGACAGACGAGCGACUCAUCCGCCGAGUCCUAACGCCUCAACCCCCAUCAUCCCAGCUUCGAGCCAAUCAAGCUCAUUUCCGUGACAGUCUCCGGCGACGAGAUGGGACAUGCGCGAUAAGUGGGCAUGGUGGCGUCCCCGAGGAGCCAUGGCUGGGAAUUAACGCUGCUCACAUCUACCCCGUCUCACAACUGGACUCCUGGAACUGGAAUGGUUACUCUCGUUGGGUGAUUGAUACGACCGAUCCUAGCUUGAUCGCCCCAAAUCGGCUUUUCUCGCCUGAAAACGGCCGGCUCCUCGAUUCGUCGAUCCAUAUCCUCUUCAACUACUUCAAGCUCGCGGUCAGUCCCGAGGUGAGACCGGGAAUCUUCACAAUUUCACUCUCAAUAAUGCAGGCUAAUCUCCCAUCUAGCAUGGACAUCGCGGAUCCGAGGACACGACCGGCCCGCGAUCGAAACCGGGCCGUCAGUGAUGAUCUUCUGAGGUGGCACUUUCACCAGGCCAUCCUGACAAACAUGAAAGGGACCGACGAAGACCCUUGGGACCUCGACUAUGCUGGCGGAGAUCCCAUGGACAUCAUCCUCGCCCAUGAAGAGGCAGCAGACAUCAUGGCGGCCGAGCUAGCGACCCGUCUAGGGGCCUACAUGGAGGAGACUGUCACAGCAGAGGCACGCUGA
Molecule: messenger RNA, 960 nt
Organism: Aspergillus ibericus CBS 121593
Lineage: Eukaryota; Fungi; Ascomycota; Eurotiomycetes; Eurotiales; Aspergillaceae
Product: HNH endonuclease signature motif containing protein
Exons: 5
Coding region: 1-960 (319 amino acids)
Source: RefSeq, a predicted model, not a curated record